UGACGAACGGAAGAACAAGUACACGAGAAUCUGGAGAUCGUGUUGGUAUAAAAAGUUCUACCAAAUGCAUUGAGAAGCAUCAGUAACGAUUCAAUCGUAGUCCAGUUAAGACCUUAAAAAGUCCAAAAAAAUACCAAAACACCUUUAAGCAUCAUGAAGUUCGCCGUAUUUGCCGUAGUCGUGCUUGCUUUGGCCCUUGGCGCACAAUCAUCUGUGAUCUUGGGAGCUCCAGGCCCAUUGUUGGCCGUUUCAGGACCAGCUGGUAUUGUAACAGUUCCCGGUGCUGUAUCAAUUCAAGCUGCUCCAGGCGCUAUCUCUCUACAACAAGGUCCAGCAGUUGCUGUUGCAGCUCCAGCUGUUGUCGCUGCAGCUCCAGUUGUUGUUGGUGCUGAAGGUACUUAUGUCGCUAAGACCCGUGGAGCUGUUCACGUUGCACCAUUGCCAGGACAUUUGCAAUCAGCUGCUUCAGUUAACUUGCAACCAGCUCCAGGUACUUUGUAAGGACAUCAGAUCGUAACACAACACCACCAACGUUGAUCUUCAAGCUAUUUCAUUCUUCUUCCUAAACCUCUACCUGUCUCUCUGUCUUCCUUCUUCUGUCAAGAAAAAAAAAAUCUAGUUAAAAAGUGUAGUACCCACUCAUCGGGAAGG
Messenger RNA from Episyrphus balteatus (marmalade hoverfly), 651 nucleotides. RefSeq names its product adult cuticle protein 1-like. The record is from RefSeq and is a predicted model, not a curated record. The transcript is spliced from 2 exons. The coding region runs from base 154 to 501 and encodes 115 amino acids. Lineage: Eukaryota; Metazoa; Arthropoda; Insecta; Diptera; Syrphidae.